GCAGUGGGCAAGGAUUGCACUGCCAUCUCUCCCACGUCACUCACACCUCGCCGGGUGUAGCAUGAACAUGCCCGGCGCCGACGAGACAACUGCCGAGACCGACAAGCGCAACCGCGGCAACUACCGCUGCUCGCGCUGCGGCGAGCCCAAGAAGGGCCACGUGUGCCCUUACCAGCCGGCCAACUACAAGUGCAUCACGUGCGGCAACCUCAAGAAGGUGUGCACUUGCGGCGUGCCGCUCACGCGCACGAUCGCCGUCCAGUGCGAGCUCGACGAAGACAUGACGACACGCGUCUUGGACUUGAGCCAGCAGGGCGUCAUUGACUUUACGCCCCAUGGCUACUUGGACAUGUAAUGUAGAAAGAGAAACAUGCGACGCCACUGCAAUAUUGACAUGCCAUUCCACGCAACGGAUUUAUAGUCUACUCGUGUGCUUCGCUCUUGUAGUGAAGCAGCGCUUCAAGCUCGUGGAUAUGGGCGAGCGCAUCGUCGCGCC
Molecule: messenger RNA, 496 nt
Organism: Saprolegnia parasitica CBS 223.65
Lineage: Eukaryota; Oomycota; Saprolegniomycetes; Saprolegniales; Saprolegniaceae
Exons: 2
Coding region: 62-355 (97 amino acids)
Source: RefSeq, a predicted model, not a curated record